This is a messenger RNA of Merops nubicus (carmine bee-eater), 776 nucleotides long. It is a transcript of the gene KCNK3, whose product is annotated as potassium channel, subfamily K, member 3. Gene Ontology annotation, cellular component: membrane. Gene Ontology annotation, biological process: potassium ion transmembrane transport; stabilization of membrane potential. Gene Ontology annotation, molecular function: potassium ion leak channel activity; open rectifier potassium channel activity. The transcript has a single exon. NCBI's taxonomy places the organism in Eukaryota, Metazoa, Chordata, Aves, Coraciiformes, Meropidae. The annotation marks the transcript as partial. The record is from RefSeq and is a predicted model, not a curated record.
GGUACGGCCACGCGGCCCCCAGCACGGACGGGGGGAAGGUCUUCUGCAUGGUCUACGCCCUGCUGGGGAUCCCCCUCACCCUCGUCAUGUUCCAGAGCUUGGGGGAGAGGAUCAACACCUUCGUCAGGUACCUCCUCCACCGCAUCAAGAAGUGCCUUGGCCUGAGACGGGCGGAGGUCUCCAUGGCCAACAUGGUCACCAUCGGGUUCUUCUCCUGCAUCAGCACCCUCUGCAUCGGGGCAGCCGCCUUCUCCUACUACGAGCACUGGAGCUUCUUCCACGCCUACUACUACUGCUUCAUCACCCUCACCACCAUCGGUUUCGGGGACUACGUGGCCCUGCAGAAGGACGAAGCCCUCCAGAACAACCCCCAGUACGUGGCCUUCAGCUUCGUCUACAUCCUGACGGGGCUGACGGUCAUCGGGGCUUUCCUCAACUUGGUGGUGUUGAGGUUCAUGACCAUGAACGCCGAGGACGAGAAGCGGGACGCCGAGCACAGGGCUCUGCUCACCCGCAACGGCCAAGCUGGUCCCCUCCGUGCCCCAGACCCCUCCUCGACCGUGCCAGCGGGGGCCACGUCGGGAGGUGGGGGAGGAGGAUUUCGGAACGUCUACGCCGAGGUUCUCCACUUCCAAUCCAUGUGCUCGUGCCUGUGGUACAAGAGCCGGGAGAAGCUGCAGUACUCCAUCCCCAUGAUCAUCCCCAGGGACCUCUCCACCUCGGAUACGUGCGUGGAGCAGAGUCACUCCUCCCCCGGCCCUUGCCCGGAGACCCCU